Messenger RNA from Funneliformis geosporum, 1227 nucleotides. The record is from the annotation of a GenBank genome assembly. Lineage: Eukaryota; Fungi; Glomeromycota; Glomeromycetes; Glomerales; Glomeraceae.
AUGCUGACUUGGAUACGCGAUAACCUCAAAGACCUAAAACCGGUGAUCUUUUACAAAAAAUUUGCCUAUUCACACACCUCACGGAAACAAGCCGAAGAAAAAUUACGAGAGUUACUUACAGCAAUCAAGGAUGAGAGAAAUACCGUCAAUCGGAAGAAGGCUAAGUCUUUGCUAGAUAAUUUUGAGCCGUGGACGCAGUCAAUUGACUGUGAGAAGUAUUGGUUGGAUGUAGAGACCUCACUCGGCAGGUUGGCGCACGAAGCGUCAGGACGAAUUUCAGCGUACAAUACAAUUAAAAACUUCACCAGAAAAAUCAACGAUGAGGAAGAAGCUCUAAAUGAAUUUCAACCGCCAUCGAAAAGAGUCAAGAAUGAUGAUCUCGAACAGCAACGAACUCCAAACCGACAAACAUAUCCUCCAGAAACUAGUGGAGAGGCACGACAUCGUGUUUUCAAUAUCUCAGUAAAUCAAGAUCACGAUGAUGAACCAGGAAGCAAUUCACCACUUCACGACGAGUUUGUAAAAGAGAUCUCGGAAUCUUCUUCCUGUGAAGAAACAAAGUUUACAAAGUCAGCUCGUAAGUUGGAUAGUGACGAAGAAAUUUCAUCAGUAAAUCAAGAUCAAGAACCAGAAAGCAGAUCACCAAUUCAUGAAGAGUUUGUAAAAGAGAUGUAUGUAUCUUCUGAUACAUCUGAUAUAGAAGAAACAAAGGUUGCAAAGUCAGCUCGUAAGUUGGAUAGUGGUGAAGAAACAUCAUCAGUAUCACCAACUAAACGGAUGAAAUUAAAUGAAGAUACAGAUGGUUUAAAUGAGAGUGCGAAUUUUGAUUACGGGCUCAGAAAUUACGAAGAGGGAAUAAUUGUUGAUUCUGAGCUGGCCCUUCAAGAAACAGACGAGGAAUCAGUACCAACAUCUGAGCGCCUCUUUAAUGAGGAUACUUGGAAGAAAUGGACACUGAAAUCUAGUUCAGUCGUGGCCGAUCUUUUGGAUAAAUUUGCCCGUAAAAAAGGACAUCCUCUUAGACCUGAAGCUUGGAGAAUCGUCCGGUGUGGUUUUAAAAUUGCGAAACCGAAAUGGUGUAGCAAUGAGGAUUAUUCGGAAAUUCAAAGGUAUACAAGACGUGCAACUAUUUCUAGUCGGACGGAAACAAUAUCUAGGCUUCAAAGACAAAGGACACUUGAAUCAUUAGGACAAGGAAUAGAGGAAAUCGUAAAUGGAGACACUUAA